AUGUAUAUCUUCAAGUGUUAUUUGCUGGUCUAUUGGUCAGAUAUCUACUCAAUACCACCAACACCACCACCAAUGACCACCGCCAUCGAUAAUCUCAACGAGGAGACCCAAAGUAAUUCAUCGCGCUCUACAUUAUUAUCUGCCGCAACAGAGGCUGAUCGUAUACGGAAUUUCGGCUAUUCCGCUGAGACCCACAAGGUACAAACAAAAGAUGGUUACAUCUUGGGUAUAUUUCGCAUAACAAAUGCAACAGUUAGAGGACACCAAAAACCCCAACCCAUCGCCCUAAUGAUGCAUGGUUUGGUGAGUUCCUCGGACGCAUGGAUAUUGGGGGGGCCAGCGGAUGCGUUGCCCUUCAAUUUGGCGGACAGCGGCUAUGAUGUGUGGUUGGGAAAUUAUCGCGGUAAUCCCUAUAGCAAUCGUCAUAUAUCUCUCUCUUCAAAUGAUCGCAGAUUUUGGCAAUAUACCUUGGAUGAUGUGUCAUCGAAAGAUUUACCCGCCACCAUAGAUUAUAUCCUUCAGCUGACGCACCAGAAUUCCCUGCAUUAUUUUGGUCAUUCUCAGGGAUCGGCAAUUAUGUUUGCUCUGCUCUCCACACAGCCGAAAUAUAAUCAGAAAUUGAAAACUAGUCACAUGUUUGCCCCGAUUGCCUUUAUGUCACAUGCUCGUUCGAAGCCCAUACAUCUGGCAGCUCCUCUCUUCGGAACAUACAGUAAUUUGGAUGCUGUGUACGGUGAUAUGCCAUUCUUACAAAAUCCACUGUUAAGAAAAGUUCUGGGGAUAAACAAAUGUCGUAGUCCUUUUACUCAUCGAUGUUUGUGUGAUUUCUGGCUCAACUUGUCAUUGGGUUAUUCCACCCACAUACCACAAUCCAUCUAUUCGGAAAUUUUUAAUACCCACCCGGCCAGCUGUUCCACACAUCAAUUUAUACACUUGGUCCAGGCCUAUGUCUCGGGACAUUUUCGUCCCUAUGAUCAUGGAAUUGUGGGAAAUCUGCGACGUUAUAAUCAAACCACACCACCCGAUUACCAGGUGGCCAAUAUAAAACCUCGAUUUCCUUUGAAUUUAUAUUACAGUGACAAUGAUGUUCUCUCCGCCAGGGAGGAUGUUGAGCAUUUGAUAAGGAUAUUGGGUAAACGCUGUCUGCCUCAUUUCAUUAACGAGAAAAAUUUUGCUCACGCCGAUUUCUUGUGGAGUUCUAAUGUGAAGGCGGUACUGAAUAAUGGCAUACUGCGGCAAAUGAAUAAGGUGGAACAUUUGUUGCAGCAGGAAAAUAAAUCUUAG
Molecule: messenger RNA, 1284 nt
Organism: Musca domestica (house fly)
Lineage: Eukaryota; Metazoa; Arthropoda; Insecta; Diptera; Muscidae
Product: lipase 3-like
Exons: 3
Coding region: 1-1284 (427 amino acids)
Biological process (GO): lipid metabolic process
Molecular function (GO): hydrolase activity, acting on ester bonds
Source: RefSeq, a predicted model, not a curated record